Messenger RNA from Poeciliopsis prolifica (blackstripe livebearer), 2925 nucleotides. Its product is annotated as immunoglobulin superfamily member 21-like. Gene Ontology annotation, biological process: heterophilic cell-cell adhesion; homophilic cell-cell adhesion. Lineage: Eukaryota; Metazoa; Chordata; Actinopteri; Cyprinodontiformes; Poeciliidae. The transcript has 10 exons. Gene Ontology annotation, cellular component: adherens junction. Bases 481 to 1836 code for a protein of 451 amino acids. The record is from RefSeq and is a predicted model, not a curated record.
UAGCAGAUGGAGCAUCCGCAGGUCUGAGCAGCAUCAGCAGGAUGAAACGUCCGCUCGCUCUCUGCUGUUUCCUCCUGCUGUCUCACACCCUGAGCCCAACGAAAGAGGCCAGAGAUGGGCAACGCCCGGCUCUUUGGAUCAAAAGCUCUAUGAGGAUUAAGAGGAAAAACAUGGGAGGAAAAUAAUCUGCAGCCGCGGUGACGUCAUGCGUCAGCGGCCGGUGCAGCGGAGGUGAGGCUGCCGCCGCCCGCGUUGCUCUGCAAGGUGACCUUUGUUCCCAAGGUCAAAGUGGAGAAAACAAACAUCUUGUGGCAGAAAGACAGAGGAGGAGGUCUGAAAGGUCAACAGAUUAUCACCAUGGCAACACGACACCCACACUGACACACGGUGGUGGCAGCAUCAUGACCUUCUGUUGCUGAAAGCCUCUCAGGUGAUUUCCCACCUGCUCCUGCCUCACCUGCAGGUUACCUGAUCGUUUCCAUGGAUCCCCUCCCACCUGUCGUCAUCGGCGACACGAUCACAUUAAAGUGCAACUUCCAGACGGACGGCAGCCUGAGAGAGAUCGCCUGGUUCCAGGUGAUUGAAGGAGGCAACGCCAAGCAAAAGAUUUUCACCUACGAUUCUGUUUACAACACGAGUUUCUCCAACAUGGAGGACGCAAACAAACGAGAGGAACUGGUCUACCACUCAACAGUACGCCUCCCUGAGGUGCAGCUGGAGGAUGAUGGCCUGUAUGAAUGCCAUGUGGGGAUCUACAGCAAAGGCUCCAGAGAUCAGCUGAUUGAAGCGUCUGGCAGCAUCAUGCUCUCCGUUAUCGUUCCUCCCAGCUCGAUUUCUGUGGCGGCAGCCAACAGCCCCGCGCCGUUCAGCCGCUACGAGGCCAAGAACUUCACCCUGGUUUGCAUCGUCACUGGAGCAAAACCGGCUCCCUCGGUUUACUUCAAACGGGACGGUGAGCUCAUUGACGUGUUUCCAGCAGCUGGGUCUUCCUCCUUGGUGGGACAUCGCAGCAAAGCCUCCAAGAGAAACCGGAACGUGAAGCAGGUUCUUGUCAGAGGAGAUGUUGACGACACCAAAAUCCAGAAGUCCCUGUCCCUGCAGAACCAAGCGGGGAAAGUGACCCAGCUUAGAGAGAAUGAGACGGACAGCGUGGAGCGAGGCGGGGGGGACGCCUCCCGGUCGGAGCCGACCACAGAGGGCAUCCCGGAGACGGUGGUGAGCCGGGAGUUUCCCCGCUGGGUCCAGAGCAGCGACCCGCUCUACUACUUCCAGCACUGGCAGCAGGUGGCGGGCGACGGCACCAUGGAGGCCCGAGCCAUGCUGACCUGGAGCCUCAACCCCCAGCUGGAUAACGAAGCCCUGUUCAGCUGCGAGGUCAACCACCCCGCCCUGUCCAUGCCCAUGCAGGCCGAGGUCACACUCACUGCCCCCAGAGGACCCAAGCUGUCCACCAGCCCCAGUAAGGCCAAGGUGGGAGACACGGUGCGGAUCUCGGUGCUGGGCUUCCAGCUGGGCCCGUCUGCUACCAAGGUGUUCCCGGAGCCUCUGCUCACCUGGACCCGGGUCGGCGGGAACCUGCUGGACGGCAGCGAGAAGCACGAUGGGAGGGAGCUGGUUCUGGAGCGGGUCCCCGCCGAGCUGAACGGAUCCAUGUUCCGCUGCACGGCGCAGAACCCGCUGGGCUCCACCGACACACACACCCGCCUCAUCGUGUUCGAGAACCCAAGACUGAAGAAAGGAAGGGAACAUUUUAUCGCUCUCAACGCAGCGGCCUCUGGGGUCUGCCUCAUCCCAAACCUCCUGGUUCUGCUGAGCUUGACCUGUGAGCUGACCUGAGCCGGGCUCCGCGGCUCCAGCAGAACAGCAGCGGGUCAGGGAGACCGGACCCGGAGGCUCAGCGGACCCGGAGGCUCAGCGGACCCAGGAGGCUCAGCAGACCCAGGAGGCUCAGCGGACCCGGAGGCUCAGCGGACCCAGGAGGCUCAGCGGACCCGGAGGCUCAGCGGACCCAGGAGGCUCAGCGGACCCGGAGGCUCAGCGGACCCGGAGGCUCAGCGGACCCAGGAGCUGCAGGAGGCAGCCGGCUGCGGCAGUGUGUGUCCAGGAACAGGCGCCGACGGGGCCCCGGUCCGGAGGCCGGAUCUGGACAGACGGGUUGAACUUCUCAUUUUGGACGUCAGCCGGAUCUCAACUUUGGACAUUUUUCCAAGAUUACUGGAUCUUUGUUGCCAGAUCUGACUUGAGUUUCCGGCCCAAACAGAACCUAAAACCCGAUCAACUCCAAAAAACAAAAAACCAGACCAGAUUUCAAGUUCUGUUGAAACUAAUGCAUGUCUCUCUCUCUCGACUCAUAACGGCCUGUCAGGGACAAGGAGAACAUUUCCACCAAGAAACUCUUUCAUGUCCUUGUUUUUCUAGAAAAUUUCUAAAAUUAUUCUAAAACUUUUUCAGUUUCAAAAGUUGAACAUUUUUACUUCCACCUAUUAGCUUGGAGCUAAAUAUUUAUCCUGCUAACUGGACAUUAAGUUGGCCAACUAGAUACUUAGCUUCAGGCUACAUACUGGCUAAUUAAAUAUUUAGUUUGGAGCCGAGUUGUAGUUUCAAAACCCAAAAACUUUUGAAGUUUUUUUUCUAAACACUCCCCAAACAUUUCUGAGUGUUUUCUAGUUGAUCUUUGACUUUUCAAACUCAGAAAGUUUUUGGGCAGAAAUUUUCUCUUCUUUUCAACCUGCAACAGGCUGCAGGAUCGAGUUUCCAGCUGAGACAGAACUGGACUCUGAACAAACUGAGUUUUUGUGCCAUUAAAUCACAAAGUUACUCUGAGAUUUCUGUUUUAAAAUGCUACAUAAUGACUUUAUUAACCAAUGACUAAUCAUUGAUGAUGUCACAUUUUAUAGAUUUCCAAUUAAAGUAAAUAAGACGGGA